AGACAAGUCAUUUCAGCGCUUCCAGUUUGGAACCCAGGGGCAGCACUUUCCCUGGGAGGACGGGCUGGCAGCAAGGAAGUGGAGCCGGAGCGAUCCCGCGGCCUGGGUGAGAGGAACAUGAAGGUCCUACUGAUGCUGGUGGUGCUGCUCGCCUGCAGUGCAUUCACAGCUCGCGGGAAGCACCCGCGCAAGUUCGCACCGGGACUCGAGGGAAGCACCGUAGGAAAUCUGACUGCCCACGGCUGUUACUCGGCAUGGGGCAGCAGCGGCACACCGAAGGCUUCAAUGGACCGGUGCUGCCUGCUCCGUGCCUGCUGCUACGCCAAGCUGGCUGCACGGCGGUGCCGCGUGGGACCGAUCCAGCCCCCCUCGGUGCCCCAGGCAGGAAUCCCCACCUGCAGGUCCGGGACCUGGUGCCAGAGAGGUGCCUGCAGAUGUGAGCGGGCAGCCCAGCUCUGCCGGAUGCGCAGCCGGGGGCUGCUCCGGCGUCGCAGCAAGUGCCGGGGACGAGCUGGGUGGUGUUGAAGCAAAAGGGCUCUUUGCAAAACCACGUCCAGGCUGAUAAGCAGAGGGACGGUGCAGUGCCGGAAGCAUUUCCCAGCCCUGGCAGGUCUCCUCGUCGGGGCUUUUUGGCUUUGACACGAGGACAACAACCCUCUCGUGAAGUUGCGUCAUUAUACACUGGAUCCGAGGAGGAAGAGCAGCACAGAUGCAAUGUUUCAGCACAGAAAAACAAGGGAGGGGUGGACACCUGCGCCUUGUCGCUGUGAAGGGCGAGAUGGAAACCAGCGCGAGCCUCUCUGCUAACACUCAUUUCCCCUUGGCUCGAGCUCCCUGUGCAGCCUGUCAGCUCCCUCUGCUUUUUGCUUCACUGCAGAUUCUCUUCUGUUGCUCCAAAAUAAAACCAGAAAAUGCAAAA
Messenger RNA from Grus americana (Whooping crane), 919 nucleotides. RefSeq names its product basic phospholipase A2 A-like. Gene Ontology annotation, biological process: lipid catabolic process; arachidonate secretion; phospholipid metabolic process. The coding region runs from base 118 to 525 and encodes 135 amino acids. Gene Ontology annotation, molecular function: A2-type glycerophospholipase activity; calcium ion binding. The transcript has 5 exons. The record is from RefSeq and is a predicted model, not a curated record. Lineage: Eukaryota; Metazoa; Chordata; Aves; Gruiformes; Gruidae.